AUGGCUGAAGAUGGUGAUCAACCGGUUAUUCAAGGAAGCACAAUUGAAGAACCACUUGACCUUGUGCGUUUAAGUUUAGAUGAAAAAGUUUGUGUUAAAAUGCGUAACGAACGAGAAUUACGAGGACGUUUGCAUGCAUUUGAUCAACAUUUAAAUAUGAUCUUAGGUGAAGUAGAAGAAACUGUGACAACAAUUGAAAUUGAUGAAGAAACAUUUGAAGAAAUUUAUAGGCCAUCGAAACGUCAAAUUCCAAUGUUAUUUGUUCGAGACAAACAUCCGUUACCUCAGUGGUAUGAUGAUGCUAAAAUUGGAAUCUUUAUCCAUUGGGGCGUGUUUUCUGUGCCAUCGUUUGUAAGUGAAUGGUUCGAAUGGUAUUGGAAAGGCACUCAACCUGUUCAAGCUGUAGUUGAUUUUAUUAAUAAAAAUUAUCCGCCCGAUUGGACGUACGCCGAUUUUGCCAAUCAAUUUCAUGCCGAAUUUUUUGAACCAGAUGAAUGGGCUGAUCUAUUUGCUAAUUCGGGCUCAAAAUAUGUAGUAUUAACAAGUAAACAUCACGAAGGAUUUACGUUAUGGCCAUCAAAAUAUUCGUGGAAUUGGAAUGCAAUGGAUGUAGGACCACAUCGAGAUCUUCUAGGCGAUUUGGCGAGAAGUAUUCGUAAUAGAACAGAUUUAAAAUUUGGGCUGUAUCAUAGUUUCUUCGAAUGGUUUAAUCCAUUGUACAACGAAGAUGCAAAAAAUCAAUUUCAGACAUCAAAAUUUGUUCAGCAAAAAACAUUACCUGAAUUAUAUGAGCUUGUUUUAAAUUAUAAACCAGAAAUUAUAUGGUCAGACGGUGAUGCAGGCCCAGACUGGUAUUGGAAUUCAACAAACUUCAUCGCCUGGCUUUAUAAUGAGAGCCCUGUUAAAGAUACCGUUGUUGUUAAUGACAGAUUCGGUACGGACAUCGCAUGUCACCAUGGAGAUUUCUAUACCUGUGAGGAUCGAUAUAAUCCAGGAAAAUUAGUUAAUCAUAAAUGGGAAAAUUGUCUGACGUUGGAUAAGCAUUCAUGGGGAUUUCGACGAGAAGCAAAGAUUAGUGACUAUUUAACAAUCGAUGAAUUGUUGAGUGAAAUAAUAUCAAGUGUCAGUUGUGGUGGAAAUGUUCUCAUUAAUGUUGGUCCCACAUCGUACGGAAAAAUCGUUCCUAUCAUGCAAGAACGAUUACUCCAGUUAGGCAGAUGGUUGAAUAUCAACGGAGAAGCAAUUUAUAAUACAAGACCUUGGACGUACCAAAAUGAUACACAAAACGCAAAUGUGUGGUAUACAAUGAAUCCCAAAACAACAUUUGUUUAUGCACUCGCAUUAAAAUGGCCUGUAGAUUCGCAAUUAGUUUUAGGUGCGCCAACACCGUCAUCCAGUACUAAAGUCUAUUUACUUGGUUAUGAUGAUACACCACUGAAUUGGGUUAGCUCAGAGAAAGAGCAAGGUAUAAUUAUUGAUGUUUCAACAUUUAUGUACGGUAAUAGUACAAAUCAAGAGGCUCAUGCAUGGGCCUUUCGUUUAGAAAAACUAGCAGUGUGA
Molecule: messenger RNA, 1560 nt
Organism: Didymodactylos carnosus
Lineage: Eukaryota; Metazoa; Rotifera; Eurotatoria; Philodinida; Philodinidae
Source: the annotation of a GenBank genome assembly